Durusdinium trenchii is the source of this 1599-nucleotide messenger RNA. The record is from the annotation of a GenBank genome assembly. Lineage: Eukaryota; Dinophyceae; Suessiales; Symbiodiniaceae.
AUGCCGCGCUUGAUGCAGCUCAUGUCGGCAUUCCUGGCUGCUGGGCUCCCACAGCCAGAGCCAGGCGAAAGCUGCAAAGAUGACGAGUUCACUGUGCGUGUUCAACAUGGCCUAGCGGGAGCGCUGCUUGGGGAUUCCUUUGCUUGGAACCAUGAGCAAAGCGAUGUGUUUCUUUCGGAUUUGUCUGAACAGGAGCACAGCUGCCACGGCUUGGAGUUGUUGCACGCGCUGCGCUUUGUGUCGCUGGAGGGCUUCGAAUUCCGCCGUUUCUCCCAAUCUUGGAGGAGUUGGGCAGACUUUAUGCAUGAAGCUGAGCCAGACCGAAGUUGGAGUCCUGGUAGCGUGGAGGCAUUGAGCUUGCUGGAGCAGGGAGCAGAGCCAGAGGCGGUAGCUGGGCAUUACGUCGACUUAGAAGCUGCGGCCCGUAUACCAGCAUUGCUGCUUUUGGCUGAGCAUGCGGAUGACAAUGGCUUGGUCAUGGCAUCGCAGGAAAUGCAGAGAGUCACACAUGAAAAUCCCAAGGUGCUGCAGUUUGGAGACUUCGUCCUCCGUGCCGCCCUGGCGUUGCUCCGGUCGCGGAAGCCCUGCAGCAGUGCAGAGCGCCAAGCCACGAUGAUUUCCGCGCUGCGGUCAGCGGCACAGGGUGCGAGCUGUGAGCAUUUCCAUGGCUUACUGGACGAGGUGUUGACGGAAGUUCAAAGUCGAGCAUCCAUCCUCUCUGUCACGGGUGAGCUAAGUGGAUCUCUGGCGACUCUCCAUUCAGACAAAGAGGUCAUUGGUCGUUUGACUGCCAGUGGUGACGCACCGGGCGACGAGGUGCAGAGUGAGAAGACCUCCUUUGCGAUCCCCGCUAUUUUGUGGUUUGUGUUGGCCUAUGACUCGCUCACCACCGCGCUCAAUGCGAGCAACUUGCUAGGUGGAGCGACCACAGGCCGUGCCAUUUUUGUGGCAUUGCUGUUUGCCUGCCGCGAUGGAGUCGAAUCUCUGCCGCUGCAGUUUGAGCAUCUACCGCUCAGCUUCAAGCCCCUUUGGUCUGCACCUGUUCUUCGGCUCUGCUCAAAACCAGGCACUUGCCAUCAACCAGGCAAAGCUCGUCGUUUACACGGUGUUGCAGUCGAUGCCGUAAUCCUGCCAGAGUUUACUUGCACUUCUGGACGCCACUGCUAUCGGAUUUUCAUGCGCUUUAAUGGAAGCGCCUUGCUGGAAAGUAGCAGCCCUGAAGCUCAACCGCUUGAUUGGGAUGAGGAGGAAGAUGGUCCGUGGAGGCCUCCAGACUUGGCAGCCACCUGUUUAGCUCGAUAUUUUCAAUUUGCCACCGUCAGCGGCCGCCAUGCACCUUUCGGCCUUUGGCCAGCCAAUGCCAUGUGUCAAUUGUCCGAGGAGUUUCCUGUGUGGCACGACUCCUUUGAGGUGUCAGUUCCCGAGCCACUUUCUGGACUGAUCGGGGGUGCUGUGCUGCGGGCAGGCCGGCACCGGGUGGAUGCCAAAUUGCCCAGCCUGUCGAUGGAGCCAAAGCGCCCAGAGUGGGCCAAGCACUGUACUCACGUUGGUCGGGUGAAACUACCCCCAGCUGAGUGGAGCUUUGAUCGAGAGCAGUAG